UAAAGAUUCCCGUGCCAAGUGUCACGAAAACGUCAGUCAACACAACAGAAGGAAAAAAAGUAUUUUUAUCCACCUGUUUUAAUGUUUAAUUCCUAAACAGAAAAUAUAUAUUAAAAAUAUGUAAAUGUCCCUUAAUUAUUAAUAUUUAAUGAAAUAGAAGAAAAAUUAACAAAUCGCCAAUUACUACAUAUCUUCGAAAAUGUACAAUAGAAACUGCAAGAAUUUAGAGCCAGGUAGAGAGACGUAUAUAGGAAUUUAAAGGCUUUCAGACCUACACAUUUUUAUGAAAAAUCGUCGAUGCAAUUUAUAAUAUGGACGAUUAUAAAUUUCUAUUUAAAGUAGUACUGGUGGGUAAUGCUGGAGUAGGUAAAACUUGUCUUGUAAGAAGAUUUACUCAAGGAUUAUUUCCGCCAGGGCAAGGGGCCACUAUAGGUGUAGAUUUUAUGAUUAAAACCGUGGAAGUUGGUAAUGAAAAAGUGAAGCUUCAAAUUUGGGAUACAGCUGGACAAGAGCGUUUCAGGUCAAUAACUCAAAGUUAUUACAGAUCUGCUCAUGCACUUAUUUUAGUUUAUGAUAUUUCUUGUCAGCCCACAUUUGAUUGUUUACCUGACUGGCUGCGUGAAAUUGAAGAAUAUGCUAGUAGCAAAGUGUUAAGAGUUCUUGUUGGCAACAAGAUUGACAGAGAAGAUAGAGAAAUACCUAUGCAUGUUGGUGAAGAAUUUGCCGAAAGACAUAACAUGUACUUCCUAGAAACAUCUGCUAAAGAAUCCGAUAAUGUGGAGAGACUUUUUAUGCAGAUUGCAGAGGAUCUUAUGAAGCAAGCCAGGAUGACAAAUAUACCAAGAUAUGAUCCUAACAGUCAAAAUAUUAAUGACUCAACUAGUAAUGAUUCCAGUUGUUGUAGUAGGUUAAAUUAAUUUUUAUUUGAAAAAAACAAGAUUUCUUCGACUGAUAACUCGAUAAAAUAAUCGCUAAAUGAAGCUUUGUUUGUAAUUUACAAAAUUACGAAUUACUAAUUUCACUUAAGUGCAAUAAUAAUACAGAUGAAAUAUUUUCCUAAAAAUUUUUUUAGGUUGUAUUAUGAAGCUUUAAUUUUUUAUUCACUUUGACAUUAAUAAAUGUUAACCAUUCCUAAAUAUAUUAAAACUAAGGUACUUAGUAAUAAUUUUAAAUUGCCUUUUUAAAAUUUAUUUAUCUAUUUUAGUUCAUUUAUUGCAGUUAGGAGAACUUUAAAAAAAAACAUACAUUCAUUCCUUUUGUAAAGUAUUUAUGGUGCUUUUAAUGUAAUUUUAAACCAUUUAUUGCUUUUCUUUCUAUUGGAGUAGGAUAAUAAAAAAACGCGUAGUUUUCACUAAGUAUAUUGAAAUAUUUAUGUGUGUAAUAAAAGAAUUUUAUAUCACAUAAAAAUGUUUCCAAUUGUUGACGCCUACAGUUUCAAAUAAUUUAAGUACUUAAUUAAAUGUAAUACAUUACUAGUAUUAUUUAUUGCUAUUUUUUUUUAUUAUAAGUUAUUUGUUUUAGUGGUGUAGGUGUUGAUUCGUUUUGUAUUUAUAUAUACAAUUAUAUGAAGCCAAAGAGUAACUAUUAAAAAACUAAAUAAUAAAAA
Molecule: messenger RNA, 1606 nt
Organism: Sitophilus oryzae (rice weevil)
Lineage: Eukaryota; Metazoa; Arthropoda; Insecta; Coleoptera; Curculionidae
Product: ras-related protein Rab-30-like
Exons: 5
Coding region: 312-917 (201 amino acids)
Cellular component (GO): trans-Golgi network
Molecular function (GO): GTP binding; GTPase activity
Source: RefSeq, a predicted model, not a curated record